CCCAGCGCAGACAGCUAACAGCAAACACCACUUCCAGAUUCACCUGUGCACAGGUGGAGCAGACCUCAGAACCAAUGAGCAGAGAUGAGUGCAGUGAUUCAGAGAUGACCAAGAGACAAGUGAGGUCGCACAGAAACUUAUUGAUUGUGUCGAUGAUCGUCUUACUGGCAGCAUCAGCUUCUACGGCUCCUGUGGAGGAGAAGGAGCAGGAGGAGGUGGAGGUGGAGGCCACAGAGGAGGUGGAGGGGGAGCUGUCGGAGGAGGAGGAGGAUGAUGAUGACUCCAAGAGUCAGGAUAAGAUUGAGGGUGUUCUCGGCAGCCAGCAGACCACCACGGCAGCCGGAGGUUCAGCUUCUGGUGGUCAGUCAGCAGCAGGAGGAGGAACCCACGAUGGAACAGCUGGAGGUCCAGCAGGUGAUUCUUCCUCUGUGGACCCAGCAGCUGCUGGAGAUCCGAGCAGCUCAGCAGAUAAACUCCAGCCCAUCAGUUCUGUAGGUUCUGCAGCUUCUGCAGCAGCUGAUGUCUCAGCAGAUCAGACUCAGCCUGCAGCAGCUGAACUUCCUGCAGCUUCUCCUCACACAGACACAAACGGUGCGGAUGGAGCUGACUCAGAGUCCAACGGUAACGGACAGAAGCUCCUGAAUGGAGGAGGAGGAGGAGGAGGGGGCGGAGCCGAUAGUCACACAGGUGUUUUGGGUUCAUUUGUGGGCGGAGUUUCUCACCUGGAUUAUACAGGAAUCAUCGACCCAUCCAGCCAUGACUUUUUGCUUGGCCUUAUGGGUGGUGGAGAUCCGUUCGGUUCAGACGCUCACAUCAACAUUCCAGGUCACAUGACUCAGCCCACUCACCUGGACUCCACAGUGACUGCAGCUCCGUCUACAGAUCAGGACAGUCUGGUUUCACCUGCAGCUUCAGCUCAUCAUGCUGACGUCAGCAUCGACCAAUCAGGAUCCGUCGGCUCCUCUGUGAGCUCAGGACCAGACCAAUCAGUGCUCGGCUCUGUCUUAGGCUCCUCCCACUCUGCAGUUGCUUCAUCCUCAUCGUCUUCAUCAUCAUCAUCAUCACACAGCGGCGCUCACAGAGAACAGACAGAUGGAGUAGACUCACCUGAUUCUCACGGAAACGGCCGACAGACGCUGCUGACGGACACAAAUGGAGCCGUGACGGAUAGACUGGUGUCCUUCAGUGAUCUUCAGAACCUCCACACUGAUCUCACAGGUGGGGCGGAGUCAGUGACCAGUCUUCACAUUGACCUCACAGCGUCAGGUCUCGGACUCGGCCAUGAUGUCACAGAGUCAUCGCCAGUCAUCCUUCACACAGAGUCUGCGGGCGGAGUCACACUGGACCCAGUUUCAGGUGUUUACUCCCACACAGACCUUGUUACCAUGGCGACAGACUCCAUAGGUACAGACACAGUUGCAGCAGAUUCAACAGGAACACCAUUCGACUCCAGUCAUCCGGCUGUGACGGAUCACACACAGAUGGCUGGUCCAGUCACUGAACAGUACCACCCAUCUGGUCAGGGUCCUGAAGGUGCAGAAAAUGUGGAACUGGAGGAUACCUGCUGACUUCCACAUCAAGCCGCGAGUUCGAUUCCUGCGCUACAGAUUUCAGUGUACCGACCAAUCAGCAUGGCCCAGGAAACCUGACGCCUCCCACUAGCUGUAGGCCCCGCCCACUGAACGGCAGCGGCUCAUUGGUGUUUUUUAAAUAUUUAAAAAAUGUUGUUUAUAGACGUUUAUUGUGUUGUAGAGAACCAGUGACAUCAUACAGGUGCGACAUCAUCCUCACUGUAAAAUGUUUAACUUCAAUAAAAGUUUUUGUCGACUUUGAA
Messenger RNA from Acanthochromis polyacanthus (spiny chromis), 1834 nucleotides. RefSeq lists its product as uncharacterized. Lineage: Eukaryota; Metazoa; Chordata; Actinopteri; Pomacentridae. The coding region runs from base 75 to 1568 and encodes 497 amino acids. The record is from RefSeq and is a predicted model, not a curated record. The transcript is spliced from 30 exons.